Molecule: messenger RNA, 2213 nt
Organism: Oncorhynchus nerka (sockeye salmon)
Lineage: Eukaryota; Metazoa; Chordata; Actinopteri; Salmoniformes; Salmonidae
Product: dnaJ homolog subfamily C member 5-like
Exons: 5
Coding region: 1263-1841 (192 amino acids)
Source: RefSeq, a predicted model, not a curated record
UUAGUGAUGAGCUUCGUGUGCACUAUGUUGUUGAACACUGAACUGUAGUCAAUAAACAGCAUUCUCACAUAGCUGUUUUUUUAGUCCAGGUGGGAAAGGGCAGUGUGGAGUGCGAUUGAGAUUGCGUCAUCUGUGGAUCUGUUAGGGCGGUAGCGAAUCGGAGUGGUUAUUGGGUAUCUGGGAGGAUGCUGUUGAUGUGAGCCAUCACCAGCCUUUCAAAGCACUUCAAGGUUACCAAUGUGAGUGCUACGGGGCGGUAAUCAUUGAGGCAGGUUACCGUCACUUCCUUGGGCACAGGGACUAUGGUGAUCUGCUUGAAACAUGUAGGUAUUACAGACUUGGUCAGGGAGAGGUUGAAAAUGUCAGUGAAGACACUUGACAGUUUAGCAAUGCAUCCCUCCCUUUUACUGUGAUGUCUAAUGAGGGUCUUGAACCUCCCUAUUUGUAACAUUUAUACCAAUAUUGGCCUUAAAAUGUAUACUUUACCUAAUAGUAUAAUGCUGAUUGACGGAUUGUGGGGUUUCAGAUCCCUUAACAGUACAGUUUGCAGUUCAAUCUGAAACCUGAUAUUAUGACAUGAAAACCAUUCCUGGGCCUGGCUCCAAAAACGAGCCACCGAUGGACAGUACCAGAAAAGAUGCUCUAUUGAUUCUGUUUCCUCAUGGCAAAGUCUGCACAGGACUGACUGUUCAAUGUCUCUUAUAUCUCGAGCAUUCUUUUUGUAGCAAGUAUUUUCUACAACAGCUUCAAUUGAAACAAAUGGAUUGAUGUGUCAAUUGUUGUUUUAUCUACUGUACCAGUUCAUAGACCCGAUGCCAAGGUAUUAGGACAUCAAGGACCUGUUCUCAACUCACUGGAAUUGUAUGCGGGCAUUGCUGUCAAACUUUUUGAGUUGAAGUGAAACUGCUAUAUUUAUACUAAUCAUUCUCCCAGACCCUUACCAAGGAGUUGUCAUGCCUACCUUCAGUCUCACACAAUACAAGCAGCAGACCGUCUCAGCUGAAACCUGAUCAAGCCUACACAGGUGUGUAGAGUAGACCCAUUGGUGGCCUGGGAAACUCAAGACCUCUAGUUUAUGAAUGUUUCAUUUCACCGCACCUCAUGUCUGACAAACAGUUGCUAGCAGUCCACUGCAAGUCCAUCGUCACCAUACACCUCACCAGGUAGGAAGAGGACUUCGACUGAGGACUUUGAUACCAUAAAGGAAUUAUAAGGAUAACUGCUGCAUAAAAUUAGGGAAGCUAGCAGGUAAUGGUGGUAGGAUGUCUGAACCAAGGCAGCGCUCCCUGUCCACCUCUGGAGAGUCUCUGUAUCAAGUGCUUGGGCUAGAAAAAGGCUGUACCCAUGAUGACAUCAAGAAGUCCUACAGGAAAUUAGCUCUGAGGUACCACCCGGACAAGAACCCUGACAACCCAGAGACAGCAGAGAAAUUCAAGGAGCUCAACAGCGCUAAUUCCAUUCUGUCAGACGUCACCAAGAGAAACAUUUAUGACAGCUACGGCUCCCUUGGCCUUUAUGUGGCCCAGCAGUUUGGAGAGGAGAAUGUCAACACCUACUUCAUGCUGUCUACCUGGUGGGCUAAGGGUCUCUUUGCCUUGUGUGGCGUGAUAACGGGGUGCUACUGCUGCUGCUGCCUGUGCUGCUGCUGUAACUGCUGCUGUGGAAAGUUGAAGCCCAUGCACCCCGGAGAGGGAACAGACAGCUAUGUCUCCCCUGAAGACCUGGAGGAGGAGAUCCGCCACGACAAGGAGACUGAUGUGGACACUCCGGUUGUGCACCAGCCAACUAAUGCCAGUGAAAAGACACAGUUGAUUGGGGACGGCCACCGAAGUUACACCUGAACCUGGACAUCUACAAACCUUAGAGAGGCACUAGACGACAUAAACACUACACAGUCCAUUGCUAUGUCAAUGGCUGUUCCCACACUCUAACGUCAUUACAUUCUCUGUAAAUAAGUGUUUUUGGUUGUUUUUUUUGUUUUUUUUUUAUCUUGAUUUCUGUUUUCAUUGGAGGUAGUUGAUGUCGUUGUUCUCCUGCAAACUAAAUCCAUCAUCUCCUUUCACUUACCUAAACACUUUGAAGUGCAUUGACUUCACUUGUCACAUAGUACAAAUAGCUCAGUGUGUAAAUAUUACAGUAUGGGUAUGUAUAAAAAUAGAACAAAAGUAUUUGGUUGAAAAUAAAUGUAUGAUUUUAUCUGUCUAUACAGUCAA